AUGGCCUCCAAGAAGAUCAUAACCGUCUUUGGCGCCACUGGCAAGCAGGGUGGCUCUAUCGUCCGCACAUUUCUGAAGGAUCCCAAGCUGAAGAAUGCCUGGGCCGUCCGUGGAGUCUCCCGGAGUGUGGAAGGCGAAGGGGCUAAGAAGCUGGCCGCUCAGGGGGUCGAGGUUGUCGCUGCCGACAUCAAUGGUAAGCCGUCCCUGGUCAAGGCGAUGACGGGGGCCGCGGCCGUGUUCACAAUGACCAACUACUGGGAGAAGAUGGACAUGGAGCUCGAAAUCCAGCAGGGCAAGAACCUUGCCGACGCUGCCAAGGAGGCCGGAGUCAACCACUACAUCUGGAGCUCCUUGCUCAACGUCACUAAGCUGACCAACGGCAAGCUGCCACACGUGUACCACUCCGACAGCAAGGCGCAGGUCGAGGACUUCGUCCGCGAGAAUGAGAUAUCUAAUUGGUGGUUGAAUAGCUAA
This is a messenger RNA of Diaporthe citri, 474 nucleotides long. RefSeq lists its product as uncharacterized. The transcript has 3 exons. Lineage: Eukaryota; Fungi; Ascomycota; Sordariomycetes; Diaporthales; Diaporthaceae. The record is from RefSeq and is a predicted model, not a curated record. The coding region runs from base 1 to 474 and encodes 157 amino acids.